UCUGGUCUUCUCAGCGUUUACCAACCAAAUAAAUAGAGGGCCAAAGGUGGUAGAUGCAUGAACCUCUAACACCACCACAACUUCAACACAAUUAAACUCGUCUCUCUUUAUCUUUCUCUCUCUCUCUCUUCUGUUCAUUAACAAAAUCCAGAACUAUAUGAGACCUUGUUGUCACUUACCACCUUCUUAGAGGAGAAAAGUAAAACAUUCAGAAGUCGAUAUGGUGAGCUUACGAAGACGUAGGCUAUUGGGUCUUUGUUGUGGACCAAAUGGUUAUGUGACACCACUUCCAUUUUUAACUGCUGAGGAGAUGAUCACUGGGAUUCCAAAUCCUAAUGCCAGAGCAGCUUAUAAUCCCGGGCCAGCAGAAACGGUUACAACGGUUAUCGUGGAGAAAAAGGCUAUUGAAGAAAGAAGCCGAAGAACUCGGUCAAAACAUAUGCAUUUCAGACCAGCCGCCGAAACGAAGAAAGCAGCAUAGAAGAAAGCGAGUACAUAACCAAGAACCAUGUUUGAUGAGAGGAGUCUACUACAAAAACAUGAAAUGGCAAGCCGCCAUUAAAGUCGAGAAGAAACAAAUCCACUUAGGCACUUUCUCUUCUCAAGAAGAGGCUGCUCGCUUAUACGAUAGGGCUGCUUUCAUGUGUGGGAGGGAACCGAACUUUGAGCUCUCGGAAGAAGUUAUACGAGAACUCAAACAGCAAAGCUGGGAAGAGUUCUUGAAUUGCACACGCCGAACAAUUACGAACAAAAGUAAGGUUUUACUAACAACAAACUGUAGUGUAUUUUGUUUGAUAACCUUUUGCUGGACUCUUUGGAUAUGCAGAACCAAAGAGUAGGAUAGAACAUGAGGAUACGAAGAUCAAUGCCAGCAUGCCACAUCAACCAGAAGAAGAAGAGCAAGAUUCAGACAAAAUGUGAUAAGUUGUGCAAAAGAUACAACCAGACUCAUAUACAAAGAUAAUUAUUAUUCAUCAAGAAAAUAGUAACAUAUAUAAAGCAUAGUCGUAAAAAACAAAUAGCAUCACUCAUAGUAAGAGACAAAUUAGAGACUCGCCAUUAAGACCAAAUGGUUAUGUGACACCUUCUUGACACAAAAAAAAAAAAGGUUAUGUGACACCUUUUUAAUGGCUGAGGAGAUGGCCAGCAGAAACGGUUAAACUGGCUAUCGAGGAGGUACGGAAAAAUGUUUUGAGUUUUAAGAAUCUUUUAAGAAAUCCGUACCACACUUUUCCUAACAUAACUAGUUCAAUUUUUGAGAUCAAAUCACUUUUGUGUAUCAUGAUUUAAAACUCUGAAGUUCUCUAGAACACAUGGAUAAUUCUUUACAUCAUAUGGAACCAAAUUCAUAUAUGGACGCUUCACGUCCUCUACGGUUCUCAUGUGCUUGACCAUCUUUGUGAUAUAUUCGGUGCCCGAGCAAGCUACUUGGUUAGCCAAUGGUUCUUUUGAGUCAACUUUUUAUUAUUGUGACUCAUACUAUCUUCUCCUGACUUCUGCUCUUAAUUCUCUAUAGAAAAGUUCUCUGAUAGAUAACAAGUAAUUCAAACAAAUAGAUAUAGAACC
Arabidopsis thaliana (thale cress) is the source of this 1566-nucleotide messenger RNA. Its product is annotated as Integrase-type DNA-binding superfamily protein. The transcript is spliced from 6 exons. The record is from RefSeq and is marked reviewed. Bases 336 to 839 code for a protein of 167 amino acids. Gene Ontology annotation, cellular component: nucleus. Gene Ontology annotation, molecular function: DNA-binding transcription factor activity; DNA binding. Gene Ontology annotation, biological process: regulation of DNA-templated transcription. NCBI's taxonomy places the organism in Eukaryota, Viridiplantae, Streptophyta, Magnoliopsida, Brassicales, Brassicaceae.